CCCCCACCAACCCACCACUACCCAACCACCAAGAUGCAAAUCAACGGUUUAGGUCGUCCCGCUAUCCCUCCCGUUUCGAGCACAGACUUGGAUGCAGGAAAGCAAUGGGUGAUCAACUACUACACCGCCUUCGACACCAAUGAUCCUUCCUUUGCGUCGACAUUCUACACAAGAAAUGCAGUCCUCUCUUUUGGAAGCGCCGAGGCCAGAGGGACCGCCGGAAUUACAAGCACCCUUCAGUGGUUGUUCAAUGCGACGAAUAGGAUUGACCACAGUAUCCGUGCCAUCCAUGUCCUACACGAGCAACUUCUGGUGCAAACACAGGCCACAUACACCUUCUACAGGGGAGAACCGCGGCAGAUAGACUGUAUGACAGUCUUCCACAAGGCGCCGUCGCAUGAGAAAGCGACCCGCGCCUACGUUUACGCAGAUUUCACAUCCUUGUUCGCCAAGUUCACAACCAUUGCCGGUCCCCGACCUUCGUGAGCGCUAGAUCGCUUCCUAAUUUAUUUUCAUUCCACUCUGCACACCGACCAUGGUCGGGCGUUAUCAAGUUUCAUUAUCAUUUACCUACUGGCAUUGUAUACCCCCUGGUAAUUCCGUUCUAAUUUGACUUUUGAACAUC
This is a messenger RNA of Coprinopsis cinerea okayama7#130, 625 nucleotides long. RefSeq lists its product as hypothetical. The transcript has 6 exons. The record is from RefSeq and is a predicted model, not a curated record. NCBI's taxonomy places the organism in Eukaryota, Fungi, Basidiomycota, Agaricomycetes, Agaricales, Psathyrellaceae. Bases 34 to 486 code for a protein of 150 amino acids.